Molecule: messenger RNA, 1152 nt
Organism: Orbilia oligospora ATCC 24927
Lineage: Eukaryota; Fungi; Ascomycota; Orbiliomycetes; Orbiliales; Orbiliaceae
Exons: 2
Coding region: 1-1152 (383 amino acids)
Molecular function (GO): protein binding
Source: RefSeq, a predicted model, not a curated record
AUGGGUCUCUGGUCCAAGUUAACCGGCAAGGAUAAGCAGGAGGACUUCUCCCACCUCCAGGGGAGCUCGUCGAGCGAUGAUAAGAAGAAAAGGGACGACUUUUCGCAUCUCUCUAGUGACAAUAAAGGAAAGAGCAGUAAAUCGGAGCAGGAAUACCGUCCAGUGUAUCGUCCGCCUGGCGAACCCUCAAAUGCUCCCCCUGGAUAUGAUAUUCCCCCUCCCGGGCCUCCUCCGCCCGAUCAUUUCUAUGCUCCGCCGACCCAGCUUCCUCCAAGCUUCGACCAUGCCGGUGGUUCAUCUAGCGCCCCAGGGUAUCAGGAUUACGGUCCUCCAAUGGGUCCACCACCCGGAUAUAUGGUCUACAACGUUCAGAUUCCACCUCCAGCAGUGCCACAGCGCUCUAAGAAGUAUUCCCAGGGCUUAAAUGCUAGCGAGGAUGAUGCCGAAGCCGGUCACGAGUAUUGUCGCCACAAUCCUGUCGCCCGGCCUACCCACUAUGAUCCUAAUACUCUAGAUCGCAUUGCUCGGGGCGAAGUCGGGCUGUUUAUGCCAGGCCAUUUCGGGGGACAUCUAACGCCUGAGUCGAACCGUCGAUUUGAGAUUUCUACACAUAAGGAUACCCAGGACGCCACCCUUCUCAGCGGGCUUCCCCUCUAUUCCUCACUUGGGCAUUAUCCUCGCGAUAAGGCUUACAAGACCAUAUACUAUGAAAUCAAGAUCAAAAAGCUUCAUGGUGACUCUUCGCUGGCCAUUGGAUACACGAAUGUUCCAACCCCGCCAAUGAGAUUGCCCGGUUGGCAUCGUGGAGGGUUGGCAGUCCACUCCGACGAUGGUAACAGAUAUAUCAAUGAUCCUUAUGGCGGUAAGGAAUUCACACAUCCGUUCAACGAGGGGGAAACCAUUGGACUAGGAAUAAGGUUCCGUAUGGGAAUGGCCCAGGCGUUUCUAACAAGAGAUGGGAGAGAAGUCGGCAAUUGGAUGAUUGACGAACCGAGAGACUGGGAGGAUACGCAAAGAUUGAAUGGAGACGGAAAUAUCACUGGCUUGAUGGGAGAUAACGAUUUGUAUGCGGCGAUUGGCGUUUUCGGGAAAGUGGAGUUUGAUGUUGAAUUUGGCUAUAAUGAGUGGCAGGAUUCGACAAUUCAACAUUAA